Camarhynchus parvulus is the source of this 1961-nucleotide messenger RNA. It is a transcript of the gene CCDC148, whose product is annotated as coiled-coil domain containing 148. The transcript has 15 exons. NCBI's taxonomy places the organism in Eukaryota, Metazoa, Chordata, Aves, Passeriformes, Thraupidae. Bases 144 to 1961 code for a protein of 605 amino acids. The record is from RefSeq and is a predicted model, not a curated record.
CCGGCCCAGCCCAGCCCAGCCCAGCCCAGCCCGACCCGACUCGUGCCUGGGGCGGCUCCGCCGGGACAGCCCGUGGGGACGCGAGGCUGCUCCGGCGCCACCCGCCGGACCCGGCGCGGUAUAAAAAUACAAAAAAAAUAAAAAUGGAUGAGCUGGACCAUGGAGCAUUGUUUUUAGCUCAUAGGAUUAGUGGUGGAGACAAUGUGGUGGUUCCUGCCAGAAAUGCUCUUUGCAGCCAGAAGUACAAACCUGUUGACUACAAACAUCUGUAUGACCUUGCUGCAGAGGCAAAAAUGGCCUCUGCACAAAUUCAGUUAAAGAUUAAAAAAGCAGAGCAAGUUUCAAAAAUCAGCAAAGAGCAAAUGCUGCUGAAACAGCAUCGUCAGGUGUGGCGGCAAGAGUAUAAAAGACUGAGCGAGAGCAGGCAAAAAGCAGAAGAAGAAAUGAAGACUUUUCUUGAUGAAGAAAGCAAUAAGAGCAACUUCUUUUUUGAUUUGAGGGAACUGGAGCAGAAACUGUCCAAGGAGUGGGACACUUAUCAAACAAACGCUUUAGUUCCUGUCUGGCAGCUGAAGGAGGAUUUGAAACUCAAACUGUCUCAAGUGCAGCGUUACCUCUCAAAAGAAUCUUGUCAGAAGCCCAAGAUCAAUUCAGCUGAGGUGUUACAGCAGAUCAAGUUUAUGAAGAAUCAACAGAAGGCAAUUUUGGAAGGUCUCAUCCUUGAAAGUGUGGCUUUGGAAAGAGAGCUCGAAGAGUACAAAGAAAAUGCAUUGGUGCACUCUUCUGAAGAGAAAAACGGGCUUUUCCUUGAAGUUCCUCCCGAGCUGGUGUCGCUGGAGUGCCCCUGCCCUGACCUGCAGGCCUUGCUGAUGGAGGAGUACCAGGAGCUCGCCAGGGGCUACGGGGCCAAGCUCCAGGAGGUGGAGCAGCAGCUGGAGGCUCUGUCCAGGAACAGUGACUGGAAGGAAGAAGAUCAGUGGGUUUUCCAGACUGUUAUCAAUCAGUACCCAAGCGAUCUCCAGAGGAGGAGGACUUUGUACCUGGAUAUGCUGCAGAGGUAUCUUCCCCACAAAUCCAGGCAGGAGCUGGUUGCUCACGAGAAGGCUCGGGAUCAUUACCAUUCCAUCAGGAACCAGCGCAGAGUCUUGCUGUCAGCCUGGGCUCAGCUUAGGAAAGCCUUUGUCCUUAGGGCAGUGGCUGCUGCUGCUGAAGCUGCUGCUGCUCACGAGGCAGAGGUGGUGCUGGCUGAUUCCAGGCAAAAGCAACUGGAGAUCUGUGCUGAUCUGAAAGCAAAGGUACGUUCGUGGAAAGCACAGCAGGAAGAAGCUGCUAAACUAGAAGCUGCUGUAGCUGCCAGAAGAAAAGAAAAGGAAGAUGAGAGAGAAAGGCUGCAGAGGGAACAGGAAACCAUCCGUAGAGCUCAGGAUAAAGAGAAACUGAAAAAAUACUGGGCUGAGAAAGAGCUGAAGUGGCAAGAACAGGAGGAGAGAGAUCUACAACAACUGGGAGAAUUGAGAAAAUUAAUGGCUGAACAAGCAGCCAGAGACAGAGAAAGGGUGCAGUUCCGACGAGCCCUGCUGGAGAAGCGGCUGCUGCAGAAGAAGGAGCUGGCCCUGCUCCAGGCCCGGCAGCAGGAGGAGAAGGAGAAGCGCCUGGAAGAGCUCCGGCAGCAGGUUGCCAUUGUUGCAAAAUUAGAUCCUGCCAGAGCAGUGGCUGACACGGUGUCGUCAAAAGCUCGGAUGGGCAUUGGAGCCAACGAGGAGUUUGAGCUGCAGCAGCCCCUGUUCAGGUUGCACACCUACAGUGAGGAGCAGGUUAUUUCUGACCCCAGGCUCCGUGUUGAGCUCGCUCUCCGGGAAGCUGGACUGCAUAAAACACUUUAUGCAAGAGAGGUUUUGUCAAAACUUCCACCACUGAAGCUUCCAAGAAGAGACAUGGAAUCUACAGCUUUUAAAAUGUAG